Molecule: messenger RNA, 291 nt
Organism: Gryllus bimaculatus (two-spotted cricket)
Lineage: Eukaryota; Metazoa; Arthropoda; Insecta; Orthoptera; Gryllidae
Source: the annotation of a GenBank genome assembly
AUGAAACAGGGUGGACGAACGAGACGCUAUCCAGAAGAAGACAUUCACGAAAUGGGUCAACAAGCAUCUCAAAAAGUUGAAAUGAGUGCGGUAGCUGGCCACCCCUGCUCCAAAGUUCCAACUGCGUGUACGGAGAAGACGUCGUCCCGGAGGGAAGUACGCGUGGCCCCGGAGCCCAGCCCAGCCUCGCCACGCCGCGCCGUGCGGGCGUUCCGGCCCGGAGAUCACAGACCCCCGCCCCCGGCCCGCGUGCGAGGGAGGGCUGGAGGUGGUCGACCUCAGGCGCGCUGA